UCAUUUAUUUCAAUUAGCUUACAGCAUGUUUUGAUGUGUGGGGAGAAAUCUGACGUCAUAGAACUACAGCAUAUAAACGCAAAAUUUUUCAGGAUUCUUCACACUUUAUAGGAAAAGAAGAGAAAACAUGCACAAAUCGAUUUUUAUCCUUGGUAUUUCACUUGGCUUCGUGGCCCUAAGUACAGAGGUCUCAUUGCAUACAUCACCAGAUCACUGUAAGAAAUCUUGUCAUCUGGACCACGUGGGCUGUAGUUCAACUUGUCGAAAGCAACAUCUGCUAAACAGAAACGGAUUUUUAGACUGCUCAAAGACCUGCAAGUUUACAUAUUCAUCUUGCUCAGAGGGUUGUCUUCCAAAGGGAUUUUCAAACACCCCAAUUGUAGAAGCAGGAGUGACUACUCAAGCAACAGUUUCUGAGGUAUCAACCACUAAGCCCUCACCAACAUCAGUGUGUCUUAAAGCAUGUUCAGUGGUGAGAACCGGGUGUCAGAAUGAAUGCAAUCAAGAUCCAGAACCCGGAUGUCUCCCAGAAUGCACUACAGAUUAUGACGAAUGUGUGCAGGGAUGUGGGACAACUGCUGUACAGUCAUCCAAUGUACAAACCACUGCAACAAAUUCAACAAACCAGCAAAAGGUUACCUGUCUGGUGCAAUGUUCUAUAGAAAAUGUAGAAUGUAUGGUUGAUUGUCAGACUGACGUUACCGAUACAUCUUGCCUGACUGAAUGUCCGGCAGAGCUAGCGGAAUGUCAAAAAGAGUGUAACGACCAGUAUCCAGACGCAAAUGCUGCAGCUGGUAGUACAACAAACACCUUAGAUACAGUCCAAAUUGACGUUGUGAAAGAAACGCAGGGAAACACACCCCAGACUGGAAAUUAUAACGUGUACACUAAGCAAGCCUCAGCAGCUAAUUGGAACUCUCAGCAGUCAACAAAUGUCAACUGGGUUGAUCCUUCUAACACCAAUCAAGGACAACCCUACUCAAUCCAUUCUAUUUGUGUAAGACUAUGUUCUACGGAGAGGUCUAGUUGUCAAAGCGAAUGUGCUGCAACAGAUCCAUCUUGCCAAACGAAAUGUACACUUGAAUAUGAUGAAUGUGUUUCUGAAUGUAAUCAAGAUUAUGGACAACAAAAGACUGGAGCGAUAUCUGGAAAAAGUAAUACUGGACUUGAAAUUUCACAAAAUACUAGAUCUAUCAGUACACCAUCAAUACAAAAGGCAAAAACUGUCGUUGCAACCCCAAAACCAAAAGCAGAGCUUAUAAUCCAAACCAUCAGUGGAGAAAUCAAGACAAGUGCCUCAAAACCGAUGAGUAUGCUCAAAUUAUUAUGCCUAUCAUCAUGUGUGAUAACCAGAAAUUCCUGUUUAAGUGAUUGUAAGAUCGGCAAGCCAGAAGUCGGGUGUUCGACGGAAUGUUAUGAAGAUAACACAGAGUGUGUGGCUGACUGCAAUAAAGAAGAAGUUGAAAGACAAAAGGACAAACUUGAAAAGCAGUUAGAAAAGGCAUCAGAAACAGGUGUUUAUAAUAUAGCUGAAAACAAAGAUGAGAAAGUACAUGGCACAAUCAAAAUAAGCUCUACGAAGCCAAUGAGCGCGCUUAAAUUGAUAUGCCAAACAACCUGUGUUACCCAAAGGAACUCCUGUUUAAAUGAUUGUAAAACUGGUAUACCAGAGGCCGGGUGUAUUACUGAAUGCUACGAUGAUCAUAGAGACUGUGUGAAGGAAUGCAACGAAGAUGAACUGGAACGCCAAAAAGAUAAACUUGAAAAGCAAUUGGAGAGGGCAUCGGAAACAGGUGCACAUGAAUCACCAUAUACAAAUUUCGAACAAGGGGCAGUCAAGAUAAGUUCCGCAAAACCAAUGAGCAUACUAAAAAUGCUUUGCCAGAGAUCAUGUGUCGCUAAAAGAAAUUUCUGCUUAGAUGAUUGUAAGAUUGGCACACCAGAAGUUGGCUGUUCGACUGAAUGUUAUGAUGACCAUAGAGAAUGUGUGGCUGAAUGCAGUGAAGAAGAAGUGAAACGACAGAUAGAGAGACUCGAAAAGCAAAAAGAGCGAGUAUCAAAACCUGAAUUUUAUAAUAAUUACUUAUAUAAUGACAUACAUUUUAACCAUGGUGAAGACUAUGACUAUGUACCAUCAUCAGAUUCAAACGAAGGGUGAAGACUUUUAUAGAAUUCGAAAGGAAAAGAAACCCAUCUAAAGAGUUCACUCGAUCUCGUACACAACGUCCCACACCAAUGUGGUCUGGAUCUGAGUACUAGAAGGACUCAAAAAGCGACAAUAUCUAAGCAUAAUAUCAAUUCCUUGUUUUGAAUUUUGCUUUGAUUAAUGACUUAGACUACUUUUAAGACUCUUUGUUUAAUUUCAUUUUCUUCAUAGUAAAGUGUCCUUGUUGAUAUUUAUUUUUCUAUGUGUUGUAUUUUGUAUCUUCAGUGAGGAAUCUCUUUA
This is a messenger RNA of Saccostrea cuccullata (small rock oyster), 2446 nucleotides long. RefSeq lists its product as uncharacterized. The coding region runs from base 128 to 2158 and encodes 676 amino acids. Lineage: Eukaryota; Metazoa; Mollusca; Bivalvia; Ostreida; Ostreidae. The transcript is spliced from 2 exons. The record is from RefSeq and is a predicted model, not a curated record.